This is a messenger RNA of Puccinia triticina, 3030 nucleotides long. RefSeq lists its product as uncharacterized. The transcript has 14 exons. Gene Ontology annotation, biological process: DNA-templated transcription; regulation of DNA-templated transcription. Gene Ontology annotation, molecular function: zinc ion binding; DNA binding; DNA-binding transcription factor activity, RNA polymerase II-specific. Lineage: Eukaryota; Fungi; Basidiomycota; Pucciniomycetes; Pucciniales; Pucciniaceae. The record is from RefSeq and is a predicted model, not a curated record. The coding region runs from base 1 to 3030 and encodes 1009 amino acids.
AUGCACACUUUUAAACAGAAAAUUCACUCGAUCAUCAUCUCUACAGCCCAACACUCCAUUCCUCUUGAUUCUCGGAGCUCGCCUAUCAUGGCAGGACAUCCCCUCCCCCCAUCCUAUCUUUAUCUUUCUUGUAUGGACUCAAUCAUCAAGUCAGAGCCUGUUUACUCCGCGUCCAAUGAACCUAAGAUUCCGACUACCACCCAUCUGGCUCCCCCUCCAAAGCGCCGGCCCCGUCAUCGAUUGAGUUGCGCCGAGUGUCGGCGAUUGAAGCUCAAGUGCGAUCGGACUUGGCCGUGCUCAUCAUGCACCAAACGUGGCUGCGCACGCAUCUGUCCCGACGGAACUCUCCAAUCCAAAGUCCGCACCAAGGACACUUCCGUCCUGCUUGCAAGAAUCUCCGAGUUGGAGAACCUGCUGCAAAGCAAAGACCAUCAACUACGGCUCCACUGUUCCGAUGAUCGGCAAGCCGAGCACCCGUCUGGCUCUCGAGUCCUGCCCGACUAUUUGCAUAUGGGCAUGGUGGCUGCACCAUCAGAACAAUCACAAGAUACCCAUGUACUAGCUCUGAUCGAUGGUAUUGGAACUUUGAACGUCAGUGAUGAUGGCAGGUCUCGCUUCCUUGGGUUGAGUGCAAGCAGUGCUUUUUUUGAUGGGGAUUGGUCCGAUUGUGACUCUCUGUCUUCGACGCCGGGCACUUCCGAAGAUCCUAAUGAGACGUCAGAGUCCCCAUCCCCGUUUACAUUUCAGGUUCUCAUGGGUCGCUCGGCCUUAGAUCCAAACCAGCUCAAGAGAUACUUACCCGAUCGUCACGAGGCCGAACGAUUAGGAAACGUUUACUAUAACUACGUGUUUCAUCUCUAUGAGCUAUUGACUCGUACCGAGUUUAGCGCUCUCCUCGAUGAAAUGUACGAUGAUCAUCGCAACGAAAUCUGUAUCGGAAGAUUGGCCUUGUUAUACUCCAUAUUCUCCUUGAGCGUUUUGUUCGACCCUGCUGUCCAGGCCUUGCACCCAGAUGCGCGGAAGUGGCACGAUGCUGCUGAAACCUGUCUCAGGUCAACUGACUACCUUUCUAGUCCCAGUCUGGCGAUUGUACAGGCUAUCCACGCUAUGGGUACCUACGUCAUGAAUUCGCGGGCCGAUGGGGCGGAAACCUUCUGGCCAGUGUUGGGCACCGCCAUGCGCCUCUGUCAGUCCAUGGGCCUUCAUCGUGACGGCUCCAAUUGGGGAUUGCAGUCGUCCGAAUUAGAAUCCAGGCGUCGAACCUUCCAUGAGAUUUUAUCACUGGACCGAUUGCAGAGUCUGGUCCUGGGUCGCCCUUAUGCCAUGAGUGAUAAACAUUUCGACACCUCGAUCCCACGAGCUGACCUCAAACAACCCGAAAGCCAUGAACCAAAUGUAGACUUUCAUGUUGCCAAGUGGCGUUUUUCAUCUUACAUCGGACGCGUCGUGGAUGACGCGUUUAGCGUGUCCCCACCAUCACUGGCAGUUGUGAAUCGCUUGGAUGAAGAGCUCAGACAGUUUGAUCAGGCUUUAUCGCCAAAGUUGAAGUGCUCCAACACGCCUCCGAUCUGCCAAGGUCCCUCCUGGUGCGAUCUGAAUCCAGUUGAAAGGAAGUCAGGAUCUGAUGGUCUAGUUGACCUCCAGCUGAAUAUGCAGCAGCACUUCAUGACCGCGUUGCAGAAUACAACUCUCCUGUUUCUGCAUCGACGUGCGUUUGCGCUAGCCUUAUCUGAAGCUGCAGCCGAGCCAUUGAACUCCCCGUUCUCUAAAAGUGUACUCUCAGUGAUAAUCGAAUCUUCCAGGAAUCUAGUCAGUAUCGCCCAGGCUGCCCAAGCACUUUAUCCAGAACUCGCCAACCGCUGGUGGUAUCUCUUCUGCCAUGCGUACAAUGGCGCGACUUGCGUGGCCACGCUGCUCAUCAAAUCACCCGGGUGCAUCUUAGGCAAACAUGCUUGGUCGACUCUAUCGACUGCCAUGACUGUUUUCAAUACAGCUGCUCAGUACGGUCCGAUCUGUCGGGACCUAUUUAAUCGCUUAAGUCGAUUGCACAAACAAGCCAUGUCCCCUUUCACCGCCGACAUUCUUCCGAACCCGCAAAGCCGCUCCAUGCACUCUUAUCACCCCAACCAACCACUCUUAUCACCUAACACCAGUAAGAUGGGUGAAGGAUCGAUGGCGCUGGCGCAUUACUUGGAAUCAUCUGGCGCACAUCUGCAUCAUACCUCCACUGAUUUCCCAUGUGAACUGGGGGCAUCAACUCGCUUGACUCGCAAGAAUCGAACGCAAAGCAUGUCGAAUUCUUCAGUUGCCUCUGGUAGGGUUUCCUCUUUGACCUCCUCGUGUCGGUCCAGAGGAACCUCUUUUGGAUCGACGGGUCCAACCGAUGGACCAUCGGCUGCCACCAGCAUCGGAAUGCCCCCCAACGGAUCUCAUCAAGGAUCGGGCGCGAAUCGAAAUACUCCGAGUCGUAGUCCAAACAAUAACAACGGUAUGAACAGCACACUUACCACUUCAUUUAACAUGGCUUCAUGGGCAGGCAUGGUGAAUUCUCCGCGAGAUGAAUUUGAUGAAGAGGAAUCUAACGAGCCGCCGUGUUGGGAAAACCUGAGUAUCGAGCCAAAGGAAGAGCCCUUCAAUACCCCGAUCUUUGGUGUCUCCCAUUCGCAGUCCAACCACUACUUCGAAGGCUUUACUGAGCACUUCCACCCUCCAAUGGUCCUUCCAUCGAACGAUACCAUGCUCUCACCUGGACCAUCCAGCUACCCUGGGAUUUAUGGACCGAUGCCUAAUCCAAGUUCGUUCGAGAAUAGCCCAAAUCAUACGCCCGUCUCUUCCAAUCUUAACCAACAGCAAGACACUACUACUGCAGCUGAAGGGAUGACUAGUCCGAUAAACACUCAGUUUGACCUUCUGGACACUUUCUUGACUUGUUUCUCCAUCUGUUCUACUCUUUGCUUUGUUUUGCUGUUUCUUUCUUGUCCAUCUCAAUCAGUCAAUCACAAGAACAAACCCAAAUAUCCAUAUUACUAG